AUGGGUACUCGUCUAAUUUCCAUUCCUUCCUACAGUAUAGCUCCGACAGAGUUGAGAGAGCUUAAGGCUCAGGUUCAGGAGCUUCUUGACAAGGGGUUCAUUCGUCAUAGUGCUUCCUCUUGGGGCCAUGUUAUUUCAAAAGAAGGGGUAACGGUCGACCCACAAAAGAUUGAGGAAUUUAAGAAUGAGGCUAGGCCUAGUUCUGUGACAGAGGCCAUGAAAGUGCACUUUGAAGAGGGCAUACUUAGUGACAUCAUCAGUAGGUUACCUGUGCAGUCUCUUCUUCGGUUUAAAUGUGUUUCGAAAUUUUGGAAAUCGUUAAUUGAUCAGCCGUAUUUUAGGAUGAAACAUCUCAAUCAUGCCAAGAAUUCUCAGAAAUUUCUUUAUUACCAACAAAGCCUUGAGGAAGAUAUCUCUUCCAUAUACUCUUGUUCUUUAUCACCGGUUCAGUUGGUUGAGGAUAUACAGAAACUGGGUUUCCCUUUAAACAUUGAACCAAUGUUUUGCACAAUGUAUAAUUGUUGUGAUGGCUUGUUUCUUAUCAGAGCUUUUGAAAAUAUUGUUGAGCAAGACAUACUUUUGCUGUGGAAUCCCUCGACGAGAGAAUCAAUUGUACUCCCCACUCCAGAAUUUUCAGUGGGAAUAUUUUCUUGUUUGGGAUUGAGUCUUGACUUAACUAGUGGUGGCUAUAAGAUUCUAAAAAUUGAGGGGAAUGAAUCUAGUAAUCACAAAGUGUCUGGUGAAAUUUUCACGCUCAAAAGUGGUUCCUGGAGAAAAAUUGAUAAACAUCCUCAUGUCACUGGCAAUAGGGUGUCCGGUAUGGAUUCUUUGGCAUUUAUACAUGGGGCAUUUCAUUGGAUUGGUUUUUAUUCAAAAAAUUACUUUGUGGUUUCAUUUUAUAUUUCCCAUGAAGUGUACGGAGAGAUAUCAUUGCCAGAGCAAAUAUGCUUUGUGAACACCAGAAAUAUUGGUAUUUCUAUAUUGGAAGGAAUGCUUUGUGCUUAUUCUAAUAUGUGUCAUGAGGGGAACAACACUUUUAAGUUAUGGAUAAUGAGAGAUUAUGAUCUCAAGGAAUCUUGGAAUGCAAUAUUAUUUAUCGAAGAUCGAUAUCUUCUUAGAGCCACACCAAAAUAUAGGUUUGCAAAUGGUGAAGUAUUAUUCUGGUGCUCACAUUUACGAGGUAGGUACAUCAGAUUUAGGACACAAAGAGGACCCUUUACAUUAUUGCCACCAGGUAAAUUUCAGAAUGGGUUCACUUUCACAGAGAGCUUGAUCUCUCCAAGAUUACUUACUUAG
This is a messenger RNA of Solanum dulcamara, 1296 nucleotides long. RefSeq names its product putative F-box protein At1g47790. The coding region runs from base 1 to 1296 and encodes 431 amino acids. Gene Ontology annotation, molecular function: protein binding. NCBI's taxonomy places the organism in Eukaryota, Viridiplantae, Streptophyta, Magnoliopsida, Solanales, Solanaceae. The record is from RefSeq and is a predicted model, not a curated record. The transcript is spliced from 3 exons.